AGGGGGCAGCACGUAGCAGACGUGCAGAGCGAGUGCAAAGCAAGCGAUUUAAGCGAAUUGAGUGAAUUUAACGGCUCACAAACAGGAGCAAGGUGGUUGUUUGUUGUCACAGUUAGUGGCUGGGAUGGUUGUGGUUGUGAAGAGUGCGUGUGGCAGUUAUGUCCGUUGUAAUAUCGCAUUUAUGGCAUUAAUUCACGCAUGUUUGCGCUUUGUUUACACGACACGCUCAAAACGAACCAAGUAAAUCAAGUAUUUUCGACGUUUUCGAUACUUGUGCAAAUAUGGUUAGAAAAGUUUUGAUCAAGCACUUCACAGCAAGCACACAAAUUAUCCUUAUCAGCAAUAAAUAAUUAGACUUGCCUGUGAUACGACGUGUCAUCACAUGACAUAAGCAUUCCUGCACUUUUGGGCUGUAGUAGCACAAUUGGAAUCAUUUUAUUUAGAGUAAUACAAUGAAGAGGAAUGUGGUAAAACUUUUUAAAUAUGUGAUGCUGAUGGGCAUCACCAUGAUGGUGACCAUUGUUCUCUACAGGCUUAUCAGAGGAAGUCCUGGUGAAUUAAGUGGGAUACCAGAACAAGCAAAACUUAGGCAUUUUGAUAGCUUCAUGGACAAUGAGAAGAUAGAUUGGCAUGAUUACAAGCAAAUCAUUGAUGAUUUGCAGAGGAAGGGUGUUGGUGAACAAGGAGCACCAGCAAAACUUUCAGAAAGUGAACAAAGUUUAUAUGAUUCCAUAUUUAAAGUAAAUGGUUUUAAUGGUGCUUUAAGUGAUAAAAUUGCAUUAGAUAGGUCUCUUCCUGACAUAAGACAUGAAGGUUGCAAGAAAAAAAUGUAUUUAAAGCAUUUAGGCUCUGUGAGUAUAAUAGUGCCCUUUCACAAUGAACACUGGACAACUUUACUUAGAACAGUCACCAGUGUGUUAAAUAGAUCUCCAGCACAUUUAAUAAAAGAAAUUAUACUUGUUGAUGAUUAUAGUUCUAAAGACUUUUUAAAAAGCAAAUUAGAUGCGUAUGUAGCUGAGCACAUGCCCAAAGUAUCAAUAAUUCACUUGCCUGAACGUUCAGGACUUAUAAGAGCGCGACUUGCCGGCGCACGCGCUGCGACCGGUGAAAUCUUAAUAUUUUUAGACUCUCACACUGAAGCCAACGUGAAUUGGUUGCCGCCAUUACUGGAACCGAUUGCUCAAAACUACCGCACGUGUGUGUGUCCUUUUAUUGAUGUGAUUCAGUAUGAUAGUUUUGAAUAUAGAGCUCAAGAUAGUGGGGCCCGCGGUGCAUUCGAUUGGGAAUUUUAUUAUAAACGCCUGCCCCUCUUGCCCGAUGAUUUGAAACAUCCCACCGAGCCAUUUAAGAGUCCGAUAAUGGCUGGCGGAUUAUUUGCCAUUAGUGCCAAAUUUUUCUGGGAACUGGAAGGCUAUGAUGAGGGUCUUGAUAUCUGGGGCGGGGAACAGUAUGAAUUAAGUUUUAAGAUAUGGAUGUGCGGUGGUGAAAUGGUGGAUGCGCCAUGCUCAAGAGUUGGACAUAUUUAUCGAAAAUAUGCGCCAUUUAAAAAUCCAGGUGUUGGUGAUUUUGUGUCCAGAAAUUAUAAACGUGUUGCCAUCGUGUGGAUGGACGAAUAUGCCGAGUACCUUUAUAAACGUAAGCCGAAUAUGCGUAAUAUGGAUCCAGGUGAUGUUUCUAAACAAGUAGCGCUUCGCAAUCGGUUGCAAUGUAAAACUUUUAAGUGGUUUAUGGAGACUAUUGCAUUUGACUUGCCUAGAAAGUAUCCAAUGAUUGAACCGGAAGAUUUUGCUUUUGGAGAAAUAAGAAACAUUGGUGCGCCAGAGUUUUGCGUUGAUACAAAUUUUAAAAGCCGUGACUCUGUCGUUGAGCUUCGCAAUUGCAUUAAAGGAACCAGUAAUCGCGGAGAACAAAACUUUACGCUGACGUGGCACAAAGAUAUACGGCCUAAAGGAAAAACUUUAUGUUUGGAUGUGUCAGCGUCAAAAAACAAGGCUGAUAUCACGCUAUAUCCGUGCCAUGGUGGCAAAGGAAAUCAAAUGUGGCGCUAUAAUAUUGACAAACAGUGGCUAAUGCAUGGAACCAAUCAACGUUGCAUGGAUUGUGAUCCAGGUAGUCAACGUGUCUAUGUUAGCGAUUGCGAUAAUGAGUCCAAAACGCAGCGAUGGCGGAUCGAAAAUGUGAACUUGACAAUGUUGGCAAAUUGGGACAGCGUUGGUCCUGCAUAAUUUAAUUGAUGCGGUAUACAGUAUUCAUUUUUAAUACCGGCUUCCUUAAACAUACUUAAACUUGCCAUAUAUUUAUCCACGUUACAAAUAUCUGUGAUAAAACUUUAAUAAAGAAACCCUAUUUUAUUCCGAAAA
Molecule: messenger RNA, 2360 nt
Organism: Dalotia coriaria
Lineage: Eukaryota; Metazoa; Arthropoda; Insecta; Coleoptera; Staphylinidae
Product: N-acetylgalactosaminyltransferase 6-like
Exons: 8
Coding region: 453-2225 (590 amino acids)
Biological process (GO): protein O-linked glycosylation
Cellular component (GO): Golgi apparatus
Molecular function (GO): polypeptide N-acetylgalactosaminyltransferase activity
Source: RefSeq, a predicted model, not a curated record